Molecule: messenger RNA, 1270 nt
Organism: Macaca mulatta (Rhesus monkey)
Lineage: Eukaryota; Metazoa; Chordata; Mammalia; Primates; Cercopithecidae
Source: RefSeq, a predicted model, not a curated record
AUGGGGCCCCUGACCCCUGCGUGCCCGCGCUCAGCCAGCUCCUGCGCAGAGCAAUUGCUAGGGACAUUGCCACGGGGCUGUGAGCGGAAUUUUCUCUCUCCGGUGACCCUGAGCUGCGCCUUUCUCAGACACCCGCCUCCGGAGGCCUCAGGCGCUCUGCGGGGGUUCUUGGGGGAGGAGGUGGGCGUUCCCGUUAUUUCAGCGGCGCUGCCCUUGGACCUGCGGGAGGGACCGUGGGACCCGAGAUAUCCCUGCCUGGCCUCCGCUCUCUACCCGGGGGUGGGUCUCGCCCACCCAACCUCGGGUAAGGACGCUUCUGGAAGGAGGGGCGCCCCGGGACCCCGCCCAGCCCAGCCCAGCCCAGCCCAGCCCUUCCCCGGGCAGCGGCGCGGGAAGCGUCGGGCGGCUCACGGGCGUCGUCAUGGCAACGCCGUGGGCUUCGUAGGCUGCGAGGAGCCGGGACCUCGGCCGCCUCCGCCCCUCCACGCCCUCCCCCCGCCCUCCCUGGCUGCAGCUGGACCCGGCUGCGCGGGACGCGGGGCCGCCUUCCCGGGGAUCGCCAGGGACCACCCGGCGCGUUCCCUGGGAAUCCGCACCCCUAGCCCCAGCGCUCCAGAGCGACCCGGGACAGCCCCUGGCUGCCUGCAGAGGGCCCGUGGGCGAGCCCCGGGUGGACCCAGGAGUGAGCACCCGGUGCGUGGGGACGAUGAUCCCGCGAGGGAAGCGCACGGGCGGCAGGGGCUGUGGGAGCAGCCCCGGGAGAAAGGGGCGUGGAGCGCGCGCUGAGCUGCCCUUUCCCGCAGCGGCCCCGCGGUUGGAGGUGGGUUUGGGUUUUGGUUUUUCUUCUGUGGCAACAGUUCUGUCGAGAUACUACUCGCCUGCCACGCAACUCACCCAUUUUAAGAGUACACCUCAGGGGUCCUGCGUGGUAUUGACAAACCCGCCGCCAUCACCACAGCCAAUUUCAGAACAUUUUCAUCUCUUCGAAAGAAACCCUGUACCGUUCAGCGGUCACCCUCCUGGUCCCCAUCCGGUCCCCGGCCCGCCCUCAGCAGCCCCGCACUGUCCGUAAAGCCCCGUGUCCUGCACUGUAGGUGCAAUCUGUACCUUGGCAUCUGUUGUGACUUUCACCUUACAGCCUUUCCAGGCUCACCUGUGCUAUCGUAUGGACCAGUACUUUGUAGGGGGGGAGGGGGUUGUUUUGUUUUUGUUUUUUGGGGUUUUUUUGGGUGUGUGUGCGUGUGUCUUUUAUUGAGCCAGGCGUGGUGGC